Molecule: messenger RNA, 948 nt
Organism: Colletotrichum lupini
Lineage: Eukaryota; Fungi; Ascomycota; Sordariomycetes; Glomerellales; Glomerellaceae
Exons: 9
Coding region: 1-948 (315 amino acids)
Source: RefSeq, a predicted model, not a curated record
AUGGUGCCGACGGAUCCCGCGCUGCUCGACGCGAAUACCGGCGACGAAGAAGUGCUAAUGAUUAGCAAAAUGUGCGAAAAGGCGAGCCUCACGAUGGACAACAAGGCACUUGUCCCCUUGCUCUCCUGGGAUCGGUGUUUGGGUAUGGCGAUUUGGUGUUGGUGUUUACGGGGGUCUGAGACCGACAAGGAGUUUAUAGAGAACGUGAAGCCAUUUGUUCUCGAUCCGUUGAAGGAUACGAAUGUUUUUCCAGUACGCAAUUCCAUACAGACUAUACUAUGCAGCGCCUCGACAAACAUCACGAACAUGCUGGCCAUACCACGGCACAAGGCCACGCUCGCCACGGCCUCCGACCACAAGGCUGCUCUAUUUUUCUCACUUUCUCUCUCCCUUUCCGUCGGCGCAAUUUUGCUGCGGCGGCGCCCACUCGGCAUCCAACUCGGCCAACAUCGAGUGGGGUCGCGCGGUGACCGACGAUUCCAAGGCUUUAUGCACGACAGAAGCCCAAUGUGGGCGGCCUGGGGUGGACUUGCCCCCGGCUCAGAGCGGUCACCGCGCCUCAACGAAGUAUUCAGUUGCAAGCAAAAAGCUCCGAGACAAGUCGCCGAGUACUAUCCUAGCAUCAUGGCGGACUCUAUUCAAUGGACUCGAGUGCUCCAGCUCGUCAACCUCCUGGGCGUCACUCAUCUUGCCGGCUACCAAUUUGGGACGGACAAAAUUGCCAUGUACAGCAUCCUAAAACUCAAUGACAAGGACACCAUAGUAAAGCUCUGGUUCCGGGGCUGGGACUUUGGCCGAGUGUACGGCCCCGCAAUGGUUGUCGGCACGGCCGCCGUUUUUGGCUUCCUGGCAUGGAACGACGGCAUCGCAAGUCCCGCAUUCCCAUUCAAUCUCGCCGCCGGACUCCUAAUGGGGGCCAAGUCUAAUUCGACCGCGGCAUAUGGCUAA